UUGGCGUGUGGAUUGAGAGUAGCAUUACGCUUAAGAAAAGGAAAAUACCCAAGAAACAAACCGGGUCAGCCCGUCAUUGUUCUCCUUCGUAGAAUUUUCACAUAAAACCAUUUAAAACCAAAUUCAGUGAAUCUUCUUUGUUGAAGCAAAUUUGCAGAUGAAUCGUUGAUCUUCUUCAACAGAACUAAAGCAAGUUCGCCUUUGUUUGUUGUAUAACCCAACAUGUUUUCGCGGAUAUUCGGGAAACCCAAGCAGGAAACUAAUGCUCUUAUGACUCUUGACAAAUUAAACGAGACACUGGAGAUGCUUGAGAAAAAGGAAAAGGUGCUUCAGAAGAAGGCCUCUACAGAGGUUGAGAAGGCCAAAGAUUUUACAAGAGCAAAGAACAAAAGAGCUGCAAUACAGUGUUUGAAGAGGAAGAGGCUCUACGAACAACAAAUUGAGCAGCUUGGCAAUUUCCAGCUACGCAUCCAUGAUCAGAUGAUAAUGUUAGAAGGCGCAAAAGCUACAACUGAAACUGUUGAUGCUUUGCGGACUGGAGCUUCUGCAAUGAAAGCAAUGCAGAAAGCAACAAAUAUUGAUGAUGUAGACAAGACAAUGGAUGAAAUAAAUGAACAGACAGAGAAUAUGAAACAAAUACAGGAGGCUUUGGCUACUCCAAUUGGUGCAGCAGCUGAUUUUGAUGAGGAUGAAUUGGAGGCAGAACUUGAAGAAUUGGAAGGUGCUGAAUUAGAAGAGCAACUGCUUCAACCAGCAACUACAGCUCCUGCUGCUCCAGUCCAUGUUCCUGCAGGGAAGCAACCUGCUCGGCCCAUUCCUCAGAAGCGUACAGCUGAAGAAGAUGAACUUGCUGCAUUGCAAGCAGAGAUGGCUCUUUGAGCUAGUCCGUCUUUUAUUUUAACUGGUGUUAUCACGGGUAGCUUACAUAUAGAGACUGGUUGUACGCAUGUAAAAACUACUGCAAAUGCUUUCACAUUUUUCGAUAUCUACGUGGGUUAAUAUAUAGAGCUGUGUACAUAUUGGUGUUGCAGAAAAUGGUGAUUUCUAUGGACACCAGAAUUUGUGGUUCAUGUUCAUUAGUGAAUUUUAUAUUAACUACUACUACUUUUUUUCUUUUCUUUUUUUUUAAAUUCACAAUUUCCAUAGUUAUCUUGUACCAUGUCGGAAGGAUAAUGAUAUAGAAUGUAUCGUCUGUUUCUGCAAAUUGGUGAUUGAAUAAUGUGUACCUUGGUAUUUUUGUAA
Solanum pennellii is the source of this 1242-nucleotide messenger RNA. Its product is annotated as vacuolar protein sorting-associated protein 32 homolog 2. Gene Ontology annotation, cellular component: ESCRT III complex; multivesicular body; cytoplasmic side of plasma membrane. Lineage: Eukaryota; Viridiplantae; Streptophyta; Magnoliopsida; Solanales; Solanaceae. The record is from RefSeq and is a predicted model, not a curated record. Gene Ontology annotation, biological process: vesicle budding from membrane; late endosome to vacuole transport via multivesicular body sorting pathway. The transcript has 8 exons. The coding region runs from base 223 to 879 and encodes 218 amino acids.